Beta vulgaris subsp. vulgaris (sugar beet) is the source of this 630-nucleotide messenger RNA. Its product is annotated as arabinogalactan protein 1. The record is from RefSeq and is a predicted model, not a curated record. The transcript has a single exon. Bases 1 to 630 code for a protein of 209 amino acids. Lineage: Eukaryota; Viridiplantae; Streptophyta; Magnoliopsida; Caryophyllales; Amaranthaceae.
AUGCAUAAAUUAAAUGCAGUUUUUGUUGGUUUUAUAUUAUUAUGUCAUAAUGUUUUCCAUGCAAAUUCACAGUCUCCAAUUCCUGCUCCGGCGAAUUCUCCGGUGAUAUCUCAUUUUCCGGCGAUUUCUCCGGCGAAGUCUCCGAUGAUGUCUCAUUCUCCGGCGAAAUCUCCAUCACAAUCAACCCACAUUGUCUCUCCUCCACCGUCGGAGCCGCCGUUACCCGCCUCGCCAGCACCGGAAACAUCCCCGGCGCAGUCUCCGUCUUCGCCGAAUCUUGCUCCUCCGACUCAAGCACCGGUUUCUUCGCCACCCAUGAUCGCCGCUGUUCCUCCGGUCGUCGGAAGUUCACCGCCGGCGAGUUCUCCGGCAGAGGUUCCGGCGAGUUCUCCGGCUGAGGUUCCGGCAAUUGCCGCAACCCCGACGGAGAGCAUCCCUUCGAGUUCGGCAACUCCGGCUGAGGCGCCUGCCGAGUUUGUCCCCUCUACGGCGGGAUCACCGAUCGGGUUGUCGCCGGAGGCGGCCGAGGGGCCAAUGCCGCUUGAUGAUGAGUCUGGAUCGGAUGUUAAGUUUGGGGUUGGAGGUGUUGUGUUGAGUGGAUUGGUUGUUUUGGUUGCUAUGGGUGUUUAA